This is a messenger RNA of Solea senegalensis (Senegalese sole), 9145 nucleotides long. RefSeq names its product phosphodiesterase 4D, cAMP-specific (gene pde4d). Gene Ontology annotation, biological process: signal transduction. Lineage: Eukaryota; Metazoa; Chordata; Actinopteri; Pleuronectiformes; Soleidae. Gene Ontology annotation, molecular function: 3',5'-cyclic-AMP phosphodiesterase activity. Bases 2644 to 5013 code for a protein of 789 amino acids. The record is from RefSeq and is a predicted model, not a curated record. The transcript has 15 exons. Gene Ontology annotation, cellular component: cytosol; nucleus; perinuclear region of cytoplasm.
UUCUUUAUUUGCCACUGUGAAUUAUAGGGCAAUUCCAGCCAUGUACAUCUGUACACAAUUUAUUUUCUUCAUCAUCCAAACAUCCAAAUACAUUUCAUUUUACAGUCAAGUCAAUAGGACAUGCACAGAUGCCUUAAGGCUGUAUGUUUUACAUGAAAAGGGCCAGGAAACAGUUUAUCAUUUAAAAGAAAAAUGUUUAUUAAUGAAUGAAUAGUAAGAUUUAGUAUAGGUUAAUGUUGACCAAACCACCACAGGAGGACCUCGGUGCUAAUGCAUGCGUGACACACCUGUUCUCUUUGCUGUGUGGUGCUCUCCUGCCACCAUUACACUUACCUGCCACUUCUGUUUUCAGUCUCUUUGUUGCUGAGAAGAUUACACUUCUGCUGUUAAUGCAGGAGCGAUUUCAUUCCCCACACAAGAGAAAUGGGCUGUGGGGCAAUAGGAGGAGGAGGAGGAGGCACAAAAGCAGCUAGAAUCACAACACAUGAGGGGCAAUUAAGCAAUAUGACGUUUGACAUAUGAAUCUCCUUUGGAAAACACGGGGACUGACACACGUCCUGUAAUGACGCUGAAUUACUGUAAAUGUGAGCCGCAUGUGUGUCUUAAAGUAGCUUUUGGUGAGAUUUGCUGCCUCUGUUUUGGGUUUUUUUGGGAACAGAAACAUUGUUUGCGUGUCGUGUUCUUCAUUGGAAAACAGGCUCUGUCAAGCAAUACUAUCAGACCUGACUGAGCGAUCGUGUGUAUGCAAGGGGUAGAAAGGGUUAAGAAGUGUUUAUCCCAUCACUCGCAGCAGCAGCAGCAGCAGCGUUGCCGUUGCCUCCCUCCGUCCUGAUAUGCAAUUAACCACUUCCUGUGUUGUGCACGAGAACGUCACUGAGCUACACAAGAUCUAAACCCUGCUCUACAGAGAAAUACACAGAGGCGUGUGUGGCUGAUAGACUUAAUCAGCAUUGUGUGAACUUAUUUGACAAUGAUUCGAAUGUAAUGGACAUUUAUUAGCACUGUUCUUAACAACAGGUUACAAAGUGCUUAACAGUCCCAUCAAGCCUACCUAGGAAAGAGAGAAGCCCAACAGUUCACAAUGUGAGCCAACACCAGGUGCAACGUGCAGGUGGUGCAGGUGGUGAGGCUUAGCCAGAGCCGCGGUGUAGCACAGACAGGCAACAGACAGAUAAAGUGGAGGGAUUUCCAAGCUGCACUUGAUAUUGAACAGAAUAUAAAUUCGAUAUAUAUGUAACACUGGGAAACCAAAAACCUACACCAACUCGUCACGUAGAAUGAAAGUGGAUAUCAUAGGGGAUGCACACUCGACUGCGCGACACAGCACAACAAAAACUGGCAUUGCAGAAAUACUCUGGCUGCAACGCAGGGAUCAAAAACUCUGUGUGAGAAGAUGUGCAGCCGUCUGCCUCGGUCGGUUGGGGUGAGAGGGAAAAUAGGAGGACGGAGGAGAAGCCAGCUGGGUGAAUUUUAGAAUCCAUUUUAAAAUCUUGACCCUAACUUUUAGAGCGUUGCAUGGUCUAACUCCUCCAUACACCUCUGAUCUGCUACAGCUUCACACCCCGGUCAGCAGGUCAGAUGUUACCUAGACUGUGGAGUGCUCUCCCCUUUUCCCUUAGACACUGUUGUCGCUUUUAAAAAGCAGUUCAAAACUUUUCUUUUUAUUCAGGCUUUUAGUAUUGUUUUAUUCUUUUUUUAAUGUGUUUGUUAUUCUGAUUUUUGCUUAAACUAUCAGUAUUUUAUGUAUUUCACUUGCAAAGUAAAAUAUACUUAUUUAAAAAGAGAAGAGUUAUAAGGAAAGAUGAGAGGUUUAAAAAGCCUUUCAAAAUUCCUAAUUUGGCAAAAUCAUAGCAAGUGUUUUAAAACCCUUUUCAGUGAGGCUCACAUUUUAUUUGGACUUGUUGGAUCAUUACACUGGCUCUUUGUUGUAAUAGGCUGUGAUUUGGCCACCUGGCUCUCUGCCCACUCCCACCUCCUGCUUUCCACUCAUGGAGGAUUUCAGGGGAGGUGCUUGGGUGGGUCCCUCAUGUUUAAUACAUUAUCCUGUACCCUAUAUCCCGUUGCCGCAUGUUCCUCCCGCUGAUUUGAGAUGGGGAAGAAGAGUUGUCACAUCCGGGAGGUUUUACGCGCGCCGUGCGUCAAGGUAACCACAGCCGCGGGGGUUACGGGAGGUUGCACGUUGUUGUGAGGGGACCAUCGGCCCGCGUGGACUCUUCCGUUAGUGUUCACUGCCGCAUGGACACGAGCACCUUUGCUGAAAUGGGCGUGUGCGGAGAAACCGGGAAGCAAACCGAAGCCAAACUCGUGUGAGAGUCUCGGUCUCAGUCGGGGGGGACAAAUGUCCACCUCGUGAAGAGCAAGUGGAUCCAUGUUCUGUCCAAUGUGUCCCAGCAGGACGGAGCAGACAAAGUUGAUGGAGUUAAAGUCAUUACAAAGAACAACAACUAACCGGAUAUGAAGCACCCAGAGUAACUAAAAAGUUGUCUCUAGCACUUCUACGCUUUUAAUUUAUAUGUCAUUUUUUGGCACAAUAUUUUGCAGUUUUACAAACCUGCCGAGUAUCCCGCAAUCACCCCCAGCUAAAAAGAAAUCAAAACGAAAACAUACUUAUUUGUUUAGUUUUAAACCAUCGCGGAGGGGAGGAUGGACCCUGCGUGCGGCAAAGUGGGGACAGCGUCUUUGGUCGCCGGCGGCGGAACCGGCGUGAGUGCGAAGGCGCCCAAACAUCUGUGGAGGCAGCAGAACCAGACUGCGCUCUCUCCGCUCCACCACCACGCGCUGGUAGUGCGCAAGAACGACCGAGUGAGACAAAGAGGCUUUUCGGACACCGAGCGAUAUCUCAACCCGAGGAACAUGGAUCGGACUUACGCAGUGGACACGGGGCACCGACCCGGGCUGAAGAAAUCCAGGAUGUCGUGGCCGUCGUCGUUUCAAGGUCUUCGACGCUUCGAUGUGGACAAUGGCACAUCGUCAGGCCGCAGCCCCCUGGACCCGAUGGCCAGCCCGGGCUCAGGCCUCAUCCUGCAGGCCAAUUUCGUCCACAGUCAACGGAGAGAGUCAUUCCUCUACCGCUCUGACAGUGACUACGACCUCUCCCCCAAGUCGAUGUCCCGAAACUCCUCCAUUGCCAGUGACAUUCAUGGAGACGAUAUGAUUGUAACGCCAUUUGCACAGGUUCUCGCCAGUUUGAGAACUGUACGAAACAACUUCGGUGCAUUAACUAAUCUACAGCAAGACAGGCCGUCCAAUAAGAGAUCACCCAUGUGCAACCCACCACCCAUCACCAAGACGACCUUCACAGAGGAGGCCUACCAGAAACUGGCUACUGAGACCCUGGAGGAGCUGGACUGGUGCCUGGACCAGCUAGAGACACUGCAGACAAGACACUCCGUCAGUGAGAUGGCUUCCAACAAGUUCAAGAGGAUGUUGAACAGGGAGCUGACUCACCUAUCAGAGAUGAGCCGCUCUGGGAACCAGGUGUCCGAGUUCAUCUCCAGCACGUUCCUGGACAAGCAACAUGAAGUGGAGAUGCCGUCCCCUCAGAUGCAGAAGGAGAAGGAGAAGAAGAACAAGCCCAUGUCUCAGAUCAGCGGGGUGAAAAAGCUGCAACACUCCUCCAGCCUCACAAACUCCAAUAUCCCACGCUUUGGGGUGAAGACGGAGACGGAGGAUGAGCUUGCUAAGGAGCUGGAACAUGUGAAUAAAUGGGGCCUUAAUGUUUUUAAAAUCUCAGAGUUCUCUGGGAAUCGGCCACUAACAGUCAUGAUGUACACAAUAUUCCAGGAGAGGGACUUGUUAAAAACUUUUAAAAUUCCACUUGACACCUUUAUAACGUACCUGAUGACCUUAGAAGACCACUAUCAUGGCGAUGUGGCCUAUCACAACAACAUUCAUGCUGCUGAUGUUACCCAGUCAACACAUGUGCUGCUGUCCACCCCUGCCCUUGAGGCUGUGUUCACGGACCUGGAGAUCUUAGCUGCCAUCUUUGCCAGUGCGAUUCACGACGUGGACCAUCCUGGAGUCUCCAACCAGUUCCUCAUUAACACCAAUUCAGAGCUAGCAUUGAUGUACAAUGACUCAUCUGUGCUGGAGAACCACCAUUUAGCAGUCGGUUUCAAGCUCCUGCAAGAGGAGAACUGUGACAUCUUCCAAAACCUGACCAAAAAACAAAGACAAUCACUGCGAAAAAUGGUCAUCGACAUCGUGUUGGCGACGGACAUGUCGAAGCACAUGAAUCUACUGGCUGAUCUGAAAACUAUGGUGGAAACCAAGAAGGUGACCAGCUCUGGUGUCUUGUUGCUCGAUAACUACUCUGACAGGAUACAGGUUCUCCAGAACAUGGUGCACUGUGCGGACCUGAGCAACCCCACCAAGCCUCUCCAGCUGUACCGGCAGUGGACAGACCGCAUCAUGGAGGAGUUCUUCAGUCAGGGCGACAGAGAGAGGGAGCGAGGCAUGGAGAUCAGCCCCAUGUGUGACAAACACAACGCCUCGGUAGAAAAGAGCCAGGUUGGUUUCAUAGACUAUAUCGUGCACCCUUUGUGGGAGACGUGGGCUGACCUGGUCCAUCCCGAUGCCCAGGACAUCCUGGACACUUUGGAAGACAACAGGGAGUGGUACCAAAGCACCAUCCCCCAAAGUCCCUCUCCUGCUCUAGAUGAGCCUGAGGAUGGGACGCGACCCCCAGGUGGGGACAAGUUCCAAUUUGAGCUCACUCUGGAGGAGGACGGGGAGUCGGACACUGAGAAAGACAGUGGCAGCCAGCCGGAAGAGGAGGAGGAGGAGGAGGAGGAGGAGGAGGAAGAGGAUGACAACAGCUGUACUGACUCUAAAACACUCUGUACCCAGGACUCUGAAUCAACAGAGAUUCCUUUGGACGAACAGGUGGGGGACGAUGAAGACGACGACGAGGAGGCGCCAGAAGAGGAGGGAACGCCCUGUUCGCCGCCAUGUGUGUUGGAGGAAGACGUCGCGGAGGACGAUAAGGAGAAAGAGGACUCUCCCGACACAUAGCAGUUUUUGGACAGCACCUGAUUAACUGUUCUUCUUAGUAAUGACAGAUGAUUAUUUAUAGAAUAUUUUUGGGGUUUUGUGGAGUCUCUCUGUGUUUUUUUUAUACAUCUAUGUUUAUGGUUCCAAAGCGUUUGCUGCUCUCCACCUUGGCCACUCCUCCUGUCAGCUUUGUUCAGACACGCCCACUGGUACUUCAAGUUUUUUUGCACUCAGGAAGCUCCUUUCCAUUCCCAUUUGUACUGAAGUGGUGUGUCCUUAUUUCAAUUCUACACCCCUUUACUAUCUUCAGUUUAGAACACGGAUGACAGUGCUCAGCGACGAUCACAUGAUUGAUAAUACCGCAUUUAUUUUCUUUCCUGCACUUUGUCUCGGCCUUGCCUGAAAGUUUUAGCAGUGUUUUUUAUCAAGUGCCCAUGUCCUACUGAGACACUUACGGGUGUUUUCAAGGAGAAAUCUCCCCCUCGGUUACGUCGUUCUCCUCCUCACUACAAGCGUUAUACUGUCGUUCUGCUGAAAGCCCUUUGGGACGUCACAGAGAUAAAAAGCUGCAGCACACUGGGGGAGCUUUUUCGAGACACAUCGCCAUCGAUGUGGUAGUCUUCCUUGAAAAAAAACAAAACAGAAACGACUGACACAAAGCUCAAAUCCAAACAGCCAUCGAUGCUGUUUCCUAGACCUCUUAUCAUUUUCUUUUUUAUUGUACUGUAUGUAAUAUUACAAAUAUUUUCUAGAAUUUACUGUGGCAAUUCCAGGGUUUUCUUUUGUUAGCGAAGGAAAAUGAAUCUCUUUGGAAACCAACGGGGAGAAAUGAGUAACUAUACUGUAUAUUCAGUGUUUUGAAGGGGGGGUAUCUUUACUGCUGGGUUACAUUAAGAGUGUUCUGAGGUGUUUGCACUUGCUCCAAUAGCAUUUAUACUGCUAUCUCCAUGCCACUAUACUCAUAUUUGGUUUGUCCUAUGAGUUGAAAUUUAGACUUUUAUUUUAUUUAAAAUACCUAUUACAUUUACUGCAAGUUUUCUCCGAGAGGGAAUAGAAUUCUACCGUCCUGCAUCUCAUGCUUUACUCUCACUGAAUUUGUGUAUGAUGUAGAUGGCGCCUUUCAAUUCUUUUAAAUUAUUAUUAUUUUUUUUUUAAUUAAUGUUGCCUGCAGUUCUUUUGAACACAUUGUCAGACAAUGCAACGCUUUGUAGUCGACACAAAGAGCACCUUUUUGCUUUAUUUUUUUACACUUAAUUAGUGCUCAGUGUAUACAGAAAUAGUCAUGGUGUUUGGAAAAAAUACUGGGUGAUUUUAUACCAAUGUUAUGUAAGCCUUUAUUGUUGCCCCCCCCCCUUUCUUUUGCACAUUAGGUUGACGUACACACACACACACAUCACCAACAGCUGCGCACCACCUCAUCUUCAACCACUUUGAGUUCAGUUUUCAUCCAAAUGGUAUUUACUUCCUCCAUCGCCACCUUAACCCUUUAACACAGAGCGUAUCGCGGCCGAUGGGUAAUUAUUACGGUAAUUUCACUCGCGCUGUCGCAGGACGCCAGUGUCUUCGUCACCAGAGAAGAGAGAGGGUUGAGGAUUUCUCGAAAGGCUGUGGUGCCGGAAGUGACGUACUGAGGGCCGCAGCAACCAAAUGACUUUUUUUGACUAUGACUAUAUGGCCUUACCAGGUCAUCUUGGCCCUAACCCUUAACCUCACUUCUUCUAAACCCCUGCUCUUUCCCCCCGAAAUGUAGUUGUUUCUUGUACAUGAUAUAUUUAGAAGCCGUCUCUUCUUCCACUUUUCUGAGAUUUCUCUCAAAGUCCUGUGUUGUAGUGAAAACUUCGGGACUUCUAGCUUGGGGAAUAGUUGCCGGCGCCGGCUCUCAGUGCAUCACUUCUGGUAUCACAGCCCUCCGAAAAAUCCUAAACCAGGAGAGAGUUGGAAAAAACCUGUGCAUAGUUUCCAUUUUUUCUGGCCUGUUUGUGGUCACCGAGACAAAAACUCAACAACUAUUACUUUAAAUAUGUUUUAUACUGUCCAAAUUUCAAAGGUAACACGCAGUGUCUGGUGUUCGUGCACAACUGCAGGGUUUUUCUUCAUUUGAAAUUGUUAAUACGCUAUUUUAACAUGCAGUAAAUUGUAAAUAACUGCCAGAUAUUGAAAGUUAUUCUGGGAAAAAUGGGCAAAAACAUUUACUCCCAGGACUUUUUUUCUGGUUUAACUUUUCUGGUUAUGGUUAGAAUAAGCAAAAACUAAAUAAAAAUAAAGUUGUCCCCUCUGCAUAGACAUUCUAAUGCACUGAUAUAUUCAUAUAUCGCCACUUUAUGCUUAAACCGGCCAAAAACACUCACUCACUUGUGCAUACCUAGGCUUGAACAAUGCUGUCUUACACCUCGGCCAAGAGUCUCUUAACAUUUUUCAGGUUUCUCUCAUUUGUCACUUAUCAUUAUUAUUAUUAUUAUUAUGUUAUUAUUAUUUAUUGUUUUUUGUGUUUUUUUUGCAAUAUAAAGGUGGUACAGUAAAUAUUUCACUGUAGCAUAGACGACAGUACAGGCUUGCCAGUUACAAUACCCAAAUAUACUUUCGUUUUUUCUCACUCUCUCUGUGUACAUAUAAUAUAGAAAAUCGACAAAAGGAAGAAAAAAAACACUUGAAAAUCUGCACACAGCUUUUUUUUUGUUUCAACUGUGUCAUUUAAAAAAACGUUUCAUUUCGUCUUUCAUUUUGUGCCAAGUUUUCUUUUUCUUUCUCCAUCCUCACCCAAUGCCCUUACCUGUAAUAAGAUUUUCUCGUUUUAUUGCUGUUUACAAACAUAUUUAUUGUGCUGUAUAUAUAUAUAAUAUAUAUAUAUAUAUAUAUAUAAUUAUUAAUGUUAUUACUAUCAUAAUGCCGUCUGAUGUAAAUGGUUGAUUCUUAUCAUCCCUUUUGGUGAUGGUGUGGCUGUAUUACGUACCUCUUGUUGAGAGAAUGUUUAUUACACAUGAGCUUCAGUGUAAAAAUGAUCCAUCAACAUGUUUGCUUAUGUGAGAACUAGCUCAGUGACGAGAGGGGGGAAAGCCAAAUUGGUUGUUUGUUUUUUUUUAAAGAAACUGUUCCUUGGCCCAUGGGCUGUGCCUUAAAUUCAACAUUUACUUAAAGCUUUUUUAUUUCUUUUAUUUCCUAGUUCUCUUUUGCUGCAUUAGUGAAACUGUUGUCUUGGGCUGGCCUGAUCUCCUGUUGUGAAAAUGUUGCCUUUUUUUUUUUUUUAAAUAUGACAGCCAAAUACAAUUUGCAUCAAAAAUGUGGCACUGGGUUCUAACUAUUGUCGUCGGUGUGUGGAGGUGUGUAGAGAUUCAUGUCAUCUGCAAGUACAUCGAUUUUACUACUUGAGUGAUGUGCGGCCCUAUAGUUGGAUGUCAGAGGAGUCACGUUUGCUGUAAACCUGGUCUGAACAAACACACACUUUCUUUACACCCGGCCACUGUACACUCAAAGACGCGACUCGGCAUGUUGAGCGACAAGUAACUUUUGGUUACAUCUACGUGGUUGUUUUCACAGCGACAAACACUGGAGUCGGGUGCAACAAGAGUGUGCAGUUGGUGCUCGACCACGGCCUUCGAAGCACAGAGACUCUGAGACACGACUGCAUCAGCCACUGCUGCAUUAAUUAUGGCUGAAACACUGACAGUGUGUUGCUUAUCUAUGCUUGGCCCACACUUCCACUUACAUUACUUGCAAUAUCCAAAACCACUGACAUCUUUCUGCCUGGACAGGAGAAGGUUUGAGUAUAUUUUGGUAGUGAAGGGGGGGUUGGGAGGGUCGGGGAUUCAGGUUUUGGGGUGAGUCACAUCAUUGUCCCCGAGACGAGGGACUCUUAUUUUGACACAUAUACUGUAGAUUCUAUACAGCCCUGGACCAAUGGAAAGGAAAACACAAACUGUAACUUAAAAAAGGUCUUCAGGACAAUUAUUUUUGGGUUAUGUCUUUAGAAUGCCAACUUGUCUGGAAGUUUCAUAGGACAACUGAAAUGUUAUUUUAAUGGAUUCCUUGUUAAUUGCAGUCUAUUGGAUAGCACUGUAGAUCAUACAACUUUAUUUAAAAAAAAAGACAAAAAGAAUGAAAAAAAAAAGUUUUUAUAUGCAAUGGAUUCAAUUAAAGCAUGGGUUGAUUCUGCCUA